Rhizophagus irregularis DAOM 181602=DAOM 197198 is the source of this 342-nucleotide messenger RNA. The record is from RefSeq and is a predicted model, not a curated record. Lineage: Eukaryota; Fungi; Glomeromycota; Glomeromycetes; Glomerales; Glomeraceae.
AUGGCAUUUUUUGAAACGAAUAUUUCUUCCUACCCUUAUCGAAAGUGUCAAGCUUCUUAUCCAAAAUCAAGAUAUGCUCGUCUUAUCACACCCCAUAAAGGCAUUGAUAAAGAUGGUUAUGCCAAAGCCUUUCUUGGUAACAUUGCGUCUGGUAGUGUUUCUGGUGCUGUUUCUUUGACUUUUGUGUACUCGCCUGAUUAUAUUAGAAUUCGUCUCUCUAACGGUGCUAAGAAUGCUAAAAAAGGAGGUAAACGUCAAUUUCAUGGUCUCAUCGAUGUCUAUCACAAAACACUUAAGUCAGAUGGUAUCAUUGGUCUUUACAGAGGUACAGUAUUUUUUUAA